UCAAUUGUUAUUGUCGAAUUGGGAUUUUCGUCAUCAUCGUCGGCAAGAGAAGCAACAAGCGUCUGUCUAACGUCAAAUAAGAAGUCGCGGUACAGUUUUUGGCUUGAGUCGUCAUCAACGAAAUAUUGUGCGAAUAAUUCAAGUUUUUCGCGAUAUAAUCACGGUAAACUAGCAGUUUUAUUGAUUUAAAGUUCGUUGAUACAAUCGGUGGCUUUGGGGAUUUGUGACGGAAGCCAGAAACUAUCGGCGGAAACAGCCAGAGAACUCGUUUGGAAUUUUGGUGGGAAAGACGCUUUGCAUGAUUUUCUGUGCAAUAUCAGGUUAUAACAAUUGUGAGCAUAAUGGGGAAUAAAAGGUUGAAAAAUCGCAGGCAAUCAAUGGCAGUUGUGGCACUUGCAAAGCAACAGGCGAAAGCGUCCACAAGAAUGACUCGUCGGAAAAGUCUUUACCCAACAGACACGGUACGAUCUGAUGAGGAUGUUGAAGAUGUUUUGGAGUCGUACCAAAUCUCCACCCGCAACGGCGCCACCAUUAAAAUCCAACAAGAAUCCAUGUCACUCGCGGAUGUACAGCCUGCGAAAAAGAUACGCCGAAGUUCCCCCAUCGUUGAACCCAAAGCGGCUGAAAGAGAUUCCCAAAAGGCUGAAGUUCCAGAUUCAAAUAAUUCGCCAUCAUUUUCGCAACCGUCUGUAUUAACACGCGAGCUUCGAGUUCAACUGAAACGAACAAAACUUAUGACAUCCCCGCAGACUGAAAAACCACACACCCAAUCCGUACUACCACAAAAAACUGCCCCUGAUACAUUGGAAGAAAAGAAGCAAAUCCUCACUGCCAAACCAAAAGUAAGCCCACCGAAGCAGAGAGCUUCCGAAUUGGCAACCAUUAUAACACGUCAAUCGGCAGAAUCAUCCUCCUCUCUUCUUUCGAUGGCCGAAAUAGAGGAUCGUUUGAAAUCGCCCAAGCGCUCGCACAUUCACCUAAAGCAUCUGGAAUCUACGCUGAGUCCCAAGCUGACAGAACCGAUACGAAACGUUCCGGGCCCUGUCAGUCGCUAUGGGCGGAUCCAGAAGCAGAAAGAAUGCCAAGACUACAUUCCAUUGGACGUGGCUAGGUUUGUCACCAAAUCUCCGACGAAAGCUAAAAAUCCAAAAAAGGAACCGAUUGAAACUGGGUCUGAUAACUCACCCAUAGAGACAGUAGUGAAUGAAAGUGAAACAAUGAAUCCUCCAACAGUUUUACCGAGUGGCUUAGAUUUUGUAAACUUACAACCUGUACAGAUUGAUUGCUCCUUGGGACUGGAUAGCGAUGUUAAACUUGAAGACGUCGAUGGAUUGACUGAAGAGCCCCAAUUAAGUCCGGAACUGCUCGGUAUGGAUCAGAUUAAAAUUGUGGAUUUAGACUCCAGUUUAGGAUCGAAAAGUAUAGGUGCUGAAACGCUGCUUUCGAUAGAGGAAGAACUCCAAGAUGUUCAAAAGGACGAAAAAAUAGAAGAGACCGUCGUUAAUAACCUAGAACAUCUUGAAAAUAUACAACAAGAACCACUACAAACUACCACAGUAACAGAAGUCAACCUUGGUAAUGCAUCUUCAGAAGAAUCUGCUAUCAAUGAUGUUGCAACUCAAGAAGCUAACGGAAACGUACAAGAGAGGAUAGAGUGUAAUAACGUGACAACUACGGCAGAUGACAACCCGGAAACGCCCGAUUUAACCCAAGAGAUAGACAUUGCGAACGGAAAAUUCCAGUUGGGUCAACUGUGUUGGGCUUCGUUCCACGCCAAACAGGUGCAUUGGCCAUGUAUGAUUUGUUUGGAUCCAGAGACCGGUGAUUGUACCAUUGAAACCAAAAGUAAAGGGCUAAAAUUAAACGUAGUAUUUUUCGCUGACAAUGGUCGAAGAAGUUACAUCAGCGAGUACAAUCUGGUUCCUUUCCAAGGACUAGAAGAAUACAAAAAAUUGCUCGAUUCUGAAUUUCAUCACCUUAAGAAUCGUUUUAAAGUCUUCAGCAAACGACCGACUUGGGUAGCAGCAGUCGCGCAAGCAGAAGCCGCGUUCUUGGAUCCUAUCGAGACACGAAUAGAGAAUUUUCAGAUGCAGGUAGAACAGGAAAUUCGGAAUAAGCCAGCUCGAAAACGACGCACCAAAAGCACGUCUGCCGGUUACCAUAGCAACAGCUUCGAUGAUUCUUCCGAUUCACAGCGAAAACGACGAUCCAACACCCCAGAAAGUCCCGCCUACGAACCGUUAGAAAAUUUCAAAAAUCCUUCGAAACGCAUCAAACGGGAACCGCGAGAUGAUGAAGAGCAGCUGAUGAGUACCAUGUCUCGCUAUUUUCAAUCGAUGACCGAAGGAUCCGAUUUGCUUGAAACGGCUAGCGGUACCAGCAGCGAGUGUGAUGAGCUGACCGAUAUGAGCGGAUUCGAUCGAGAGGCGUAUCAAAGUCUUUUGAAUCUGAGUCGCAUGUACGUGUUCGAGGGUCAAGCAGAAGCUGAUAUCGAUCAGAAAUUGCAAAAAUAUGUUCAAAAAAUUUGCUCGCUUAGAAUGCAACAAACGACAGCUGGACGAACCGUGCCUUUUCCCAGUUCAUCGCGUGUUUCGAACCGACUCAGAUCGCAGGCGUUGCGCAAUUCGUUCCUCAAAUUUGAAAUGGAGCACGGUCUAGUAACGCCAGUUAGUAAACCCGACGAUACAAUGUCAGUUGCGAAGGAAAAUCAAUCCAAAGCUAAGAAGGAACCAAAAACCCUACAGGAAAUGUUUGUUUACAAGCUCGAAAAGAAUUAUCUCUUGAAAGGUGUUCCCAAGGGACCCAUUUGUGCGAUUUGUUUAAAAACUAAUGAGGUGACCAAGUGCGCCAAAUGUUCCAAUCACUAUCAUUUAGAAUGUCUAUCCACAAAUCUGGAGGAGCGAAAAAAACUUCGUGCUUCUGUCGAGGAGAAAUCUUUCAAAUGCAACGAUUGUACACUAAAUAAAAGCCACGCAUGCUUCGUCUGUCACGAUCAGGAGCCUACGUUUUUAGAGGAGCGCAAGCAUCGUUGUGCUGUUGCAUCGUGUGGUAAAUAUUACCACAUACCGUGUCUGCGACUGUUCCCGCAACAUCAGCUUACCAGCACGCCUAAUUCGAGCACUCUAUUUUGCUCCCAUCAUACGUGUCAUACGUGCGUUUCCGAUAAUCCUCGAGCUAACGCAAAUACCACCAAGGGACAAAUGAUCCGAUGCAUUAAGUGUCCCACCUCAUACCACACGGAUGCGAAGUGUAUCCCGGCAGGAUCUCAGCUGCUAUCCAAUGUGGCUAUGAUCUGCCCCAAGCAUACGCUGGAACAGAGCUCGCUGAACGUCAAUUGGUGUUUCUUAUGCUGCAAGGGUGGAAGUUUGAUUUGUUGUGAAACCUGUCCCACGGCGUUCCAUCUGGAGUGCCUCAAGUUUACACCUCCAGAAGGCAAAUACAUUUGCGAAGAAUGUGAAUCCGGACGAAUGCCUCUUUACAAUGAGAUUGUGUGGGCCAAGUAUGGUAGCUACAGGUUUUGGCCUGCUCUCAUCGUACCUCCGCCCAUGAUUCCGGAUCAAAUGUUGACGGUGCAACAUAAUGAAUGGGAUAUUUGCAUAAAGUUUUUCAAAAGUCAUGACCAUGCUUGGAUCAAUCGAAGGCGAAUCUAUUUGUAUCAAGAAGAUGAUUCGGACGUUACCGGUAAGGCCAGACGGAAGAGCGUUGGUGGUGGAAUCAAAGAAAGAUACAACAGUGCAAUUCGCGAAGCUGCCAUCGUUUUCCAAAUUUUGCAAGAGAACAAAGCAAAGGAGCCGUUAACUUUAGAUGAAUCUUCGUUCAAACCGCCGAUGUAUAUCAAAAUCAGAAGCAACAAGUACGUUCUACCGUUAAAGGCUCCAUUCCAGGGAAGAGAAGAAAUGGAUGACAACAUUUGUGAGUGUAGCCCUUCCGAUCCGGAUCCAUGUGGGUCAAGUUCGAAUUGCAUCAAUAGAGCUCUCAUGAUCGAGUGCAAUCAGAAAGUAUGUCCAUGUGGUGAUCUUUGCCAAAACCGGGCUUUCCAGUCGAAACGUUAUCCGGCUCUUUCUGUAAAACGAAUCAUGAACAAGGGCUGGGGUUUAGUGUCUCAAGAAGACAUACAGAUGGGACAGUUUGUGAUCGAAUACGUCGGAGAAGUUAUCAACAAUGACGAGCUAGCCAAGCGAUUACAGCAAAAGCAAGAUCAGAAAGAUGAAAACUACUACUUCCUGACGGUCGAUGGAGAUCUGACUAUCGACGCUGGACCCAAAGGAAACUUGGCUAGGUUUAUAAACCAUUCGUGUGAGCCAAAUUGUGUAACCAAUGUAUGGAGUGUUGGCGGAGCUCAACUGGUCGGCCUGUUCGCAAUCAAAGAUAUUAAAGCGGGAGACGAAAUAACUUUCAACUAUAAUUUUGCUAGCACUGGAGUAGAUAAAAAGAUUUGCCACUGUGGAGCGACAAAGUGUUCCGGUUUCAUAGGUUCAAAAUACCGACCAUCGGAACAGAAAGCGGCCGCAAAUUCUAAAGCCACCAAAGAAGGUAAAAAGAAAAGAAGGAAAUCUCGAGCUACCAAGGCUAAAAAAGUCAGAGGUGAGAAGAAACAAGAGGAACCGUUAAUGACAGAAGAUUCUUUAUUGGUCCUUAAAACGGAGCCUUUGGACGAAGCUUCUUCGACGAGUGUACUACCGGAAGAAAAGCCUAAUCUCCCUGAAGAAUCAAGUUCAGUCGAAGAGGUGAUAACAAAGCAAGGCCUGGAAUAAUUAUCACCGAAAAUUAUCAACCAGUAGCUAGAGAACUGACCCAAGUUUAAACGGCAGGUCCUACCAUCACAGCCUUGUUUUCUGUACGUAUGAGAAAACCAUUGUUUGUUGACGUCGGCAUUUCCCUGCGGUCGCUUCUUGUUGUUUCAUGAUCAAGGUAAAACAAAAUUAGAGGUAACUAUUUUUGAUGAACGUUUUUGUUUGCCCGAGAAAGGGAGUUAGUAUAUAGUCAUCACAGACGUUAAUUUUAUCGUGUUUCUUAAAUUCUUAUUACUUUACAAACAGGUUUAACAUUUGGUGGUCCAAAAUAGUAGAAACCUAUGGUUAAAUAUACGUGCUUGUCGGCGAGACAAUAAUAGUGUGAAUUGGAAAAAAAGCCUUCAGUGCGCUUUGAAUAUCUCGAAGAAAUGUUGUUAUAUUUAUUAUCCUUAUUACCUAUUCUGAACGAUUCAAUAUAUUGACCGUUAACGUGACCUCAAA
Molecule: messenger RNA, 5234 nt
Organism: Uranotaenia lowii
Lineage: Eukaryota; Metazoa; Arthropoda; Insecta; Diptera; Culicidae
Gene: NSD
Product: nuclear receptor binding SET domain protein
Exons: 7
Coding region: 342-4754 (1470 amino acids)
Biological process (GO): regulation of DNA-templated transcription
Cellular component (GO): chromatin; nucleus
Molecular function (GO): histone H3K36 methyltransferase activity; protein binding
Source: RefSeq, a predicted model, not a curated record